AUGGCUGCCGGUGCCGCUGCCGGUGCCGCCAUGGCGAAUAACAGUCGGAAAGGCCGCCCCGGUGGCGGUGGAUAUGACUUCCUAACGCCAGAGGGGCAAAUUCAAGGAUAUAUGAGAAGCCACUUUGCGCGGGCGCCUAGCGCCAAGUUCUACAUCAUGAUCCCUAACACCUGGGAAGAAAUUCCCGAUUGCUUCGCCUACGCAGCUAGAGUACAAGAUCGGACUUUUUCCCCAGGUAACUGGGACGUUCUGGACGAACUAUAUGGGCAGCUAGGUUACUACGCUACGUCUGACAACACCGAUAUGAACGGCGAUAUUCAGGUCUAUGGCAUACCAUCGAGCAAGCGCCCUUCGCACGCACACCGCAUCAUAGACGCAGCCUCCAAGUUAUGCGAAUCCAAGAUGGAAGGGAUCAUGGCCAUUAAACACCACCAAGACCUCCUCCAGUGCACAAUGCCCGGCUCCUCCUCUAUGUGGUUGGGCACCACCGUGGCCCGCUAUCGAUACGACGCCGCAAGGCACAAGCAAUAUCUUGAUGAAGAGGUCACAACAAGCACCGGCCGCAGAUUGACCCGCAGACAAGCCAAACUCACCCGGUCAGGCCGGCCGAUUGCCCUGAUCAACGCGGGCGUGGACCAUGAGGGCAACCCCAAAAAGAAGAGAGGUGUGCGGCGUGGCAACCGAAAGGUCAAGCCGACCCCGUCUUUCACCGUGUCAGGCUCGCCGCAGUACGAGGGGACGCUGAAACGGAUGGUUAUGAUGUUUGGGGGUAAGGAGACCCCUCUGAAACCGGGCCCGCAGGCGGCCGCUUCUGGGUCCCAAGCUGCCGGUGGUGCCGGACCCCGAGCUACCUCGACUGUCAAUACCGGUACCGGACCUCGUGUUGCUCCGCCUGUCAACGGCAGGCCUCAAGCUACUUUGACUAACCGACCUCGGGUCACUCCCACUGCCCAAGUCCCUCGCGCCCAACAGGGGGCUGGACCCGAAAAGUGA
Messenger RNA from Dichotomopilus funicola, 993 nucleotides. RefSeq lists its product as uncharacterized. The record is from RefSeq and is a predicted model, not a curated record. The transcript is spliced from 4 exons. Lineage: Eukaryota; Fungi; Ascomycota; Sordariomycetes; Sordariales; Chaetomiaceae. The coding region runs from base 1 to 993 and encodes 330 amino acids.